GAAAAACAAGAUUCCAAGCAAUAGAUGUCUCGUGAAAGCCUUCUCUCUUCUGAAAAACCAAUGCCUAGUGAAAGACUCGUCUCUCUAGGGCAAAAGGGUAACAUGACGACUCAUAAACUCGAAAUCACGGCCGUAUCAGCAGAGGGUCUCCUCGACGGUAGAAAUCCGGUGUGGAAAAACGCGUUCGUUGACUUUGAUAUCGCCGGGGAUUAUUGCAACCGGGCGAUGAGAACGGAGGUCUGUGGGGAUUAUCCGGUGUGGAAAGAGAAGCUGGAGACAGAGUUUUCGUUACCAUCGGAGAAGAAAGAGGGUUUCAUGUACGUUAGGGUUUGUUGCGAGAUCUUAGGCGGGAAGGAUAAGCACGUGGGAACGGCACGUGUGCCGAUAAAGGAUUUUACGGGGGAAUAUGCGCCGGAGGGUUUCUUGCAAUGUCUGAGUUACAGAUUGUGGGACGAGUACGGCAAAAGGAACGGUAUUGUCAAUUUCUCGGCGAGGAUUGUUCCGGUUAAUAAGCCGGCCGGUUUACGUCCCUUUUGGUUAAGGUAGAUUUUCUUUGGUUUUUAAUGGUUUCAUCUGGUUUGUUAUUUCGGUAGUUAUUACAUAUAUUCGAUCGGUCUAAUGUAACAAUUUGAACUAAUGAAAUCGAUACUGCGUAUUA
Molecule: messenger RNA, 658 nt
Organism: Eruca vesicaria subsp. sativa (arugula)
Lineage: Eukaryota; Viridiplantae; Streptophyta; Magnoliopsida; Brassicales; Brassicaceae
Source: the annotation of a GenBank genome assembly